AAUUUUGGAUUUAGCUUUGGCUUACGAGGGCUCUAAAUUCACCGUGUGCACUGACUGGUGGGCCACACUUGGCAGAGGCAGCCGGCUUUCCCUUUCCCCUUCCCUCUCGUCGUCUUCUUCGUCUCCCUACCUCCUCUUACCUCAACCUCCAAUAAUCCCCAUCUUCAAACCCCCCUCAAAAUCCAUAUUUGGUGUUGCUCCACUGAUUGAUUCCACUCAAGAUUGUCGUCAAUCGGUCUCUGCAUAUGGCAGUUGGUUCCUCCUGCCCACCACCACCAGCCCUAGUUUAGGCCUCCCCCAUCAAAUCUACUGCCAUCCCCGACUAGUAUACCUCAACUCUUCAAUUUCUCUUGAUUCAAAUUCAAAUGAGGGGGAUGCUUCCUCUGCUCUGCUGCAGUAGCGCUUAAUUGACAAGGCGGGGGUCCCGUUGUUUCGCGCUGCGAUCUCUCAUCACUUCUUCUCCGCAAUCUCUAGCUGGUCUACUUUGUCCAAUAGCGAACUGCUGACCAAAUUCAGUGUGCCCUGUUCAGUUCAUCAGGAUAUCCAUGUCUGACCAUCGAACACACGCGAGCGACUGUCAUCCAGUUGCCAGCCAACCAGAUGUUCAGUGCCUAGUUUGCACAAGGCCGUUUACUUUGGAUGCUCAGGUGACCGAUACCUUUGAAGCUUUAGCCAUAUGCAGGGACUGCAAGAUGACAGUACUCAAUGAUGAUGAAAGAGAUGAAAUAACCAGCACUUAUCGGCAGAACACACGGAGGAGGCAGAUAUCCAGGACUGCAAGCAUUGAUUUCCUGGAGGACGCAUUCUUGCAGGAGUUUUCUCAGCUGAUCGACUUAGCAAGAAGACAAGGUCGUGAAACGGAUAUUGAUUCUUCGUCGGUCGCGCCGCAACAUGCAUCGUUUAAUUCAACACCAAGCCAAUCUCAAAGAUGGCAUGCUUCAGAUGAUGAGAGCGAUGGCCUUAAUUAUGUUGAUUCUGUGUUUGGUGAAAUUGAAUCUGCCAUCAGUCUUGGUGACUAUGGUGGAGAUUCAGAUACCUCCAUAGAGGAACAUAGCGUGAUGACAAGGAGGAGGAUUUCCAUUCAACUUGACAAUGACAGCUACAUGAACACAGAUACUGAUAUUGAUCCCAUGAAUGCUAGACUGGAUCAGUGGGAUUCAGAUGACCAGGAAGAUGUGGAAGAGUCUGGUUUUGAUGAAAUAGUCAACACCAUGACCCAGCACCAGCAGCAAUCACAUGAUAUUCAGCUAAGUGGAUUGAGUGAGGACGAAUCUGAAGAUGGUGUAUGGAAUUGGAGUGUGAGUGUACGUCAAAGAGCAAAUGUGACCAACUUGCUAGAUGACAUGGAAGAGCCAGAAAUGAGGACAACUUUUGUCGGGAAUCCAGAUGACUAUGUUGAUGCAAGGCAGUUUGAGAUGCUCCUUGAGCAAUUUGCUGAGGACAACGAUUCCAGAAGAGGAGCUCCACCAGCAGCGACAUCCUUUAUUGAAAAUCUCCCCUCCGUGAUUAUCUCUGCAAGCCAUCAGACAAAUGGUGAUGUUAUUUGUCCAGUCUGCAAAGACCCAAUUCCUACCAGAGCUAGAGCAAAACAGCUACCAUGCAUGCAUCUUUAUCAUUCAUCGUGCAUCUUGCCAUGGCUUAGUUCUAGAAAUACAUGUCCUGUCUGCCGAUAUGAGCUUCCUACAGAUGAUGCAGAGUAUGAAAGGUCCAAGCAAGCCACAACCAAUGUAAGAGACAUUCAGGUUGUGGAAGAAAUUUCUGAUGAACAAGAGGUCCAGGUAACUCGUCAGAUGGCUGCUGGUGUGAUCGAAGAGACUAAUACAAGUGAACACAAUGUUCGUGUUGAUGAGCAACCAAACAGUGCACGCAGGCGCAGUGGAUGGCUUUUUAUUGCUGCUGCUCCAGUUGUAAGCCUCAUCGGUUUCGCUCUAGUUUUAUGCUUUACAAAUCCCGCUAGGAGUGGUAGAAGGCAACUGUACUGUAGAUCCCCAAGUGCCACUGAAGUACAUGUGGACACCAAAAAGAGUUGGUGGUCUAUGUUCUAGAAUGUUCCGUUGGUACAUCUGAUAACAAAAUGACUAUAUGGUGGUGUGUGAUUGUUUCUUUAGAAUAGUUUUAUUUUAAAAUUUUCAAACGUUGUAGUUGCUGCAGUUACCGGUCGGAGUGUUGUAAAAGAAUUCACAUGCCACCGGUUGUAAAAGAAUUCACAUGCCUACUUUCUUCUGCUACUUUGCUCAGUCAAGCAAAGUGUGUAUUGAUACUUGCUAUUUGUUUAACAUAUAUGUGUCAUUGGAUGUCC
This is a messenger RNA of Oryza sativa Japonica Group (Japanese rice), 2299 nucleotides long. RefSeq lists its product as uncharacterized. Gene Ontology annotation, cellular component: cytoplasm. Gene Ontology annotation, biological process: protein ubiquitination. NCBI's taxonomy places the organism in Eukaryota, Viridiplantae, Streptophyta, Magnoliopsida, Poales, Poaceae. The record is from RefSeq and is a predicted model, not a curated record. Gene Ontology annotation, molecular function: ubiquitin protein ligase activity.